Molecule: messenger RNA, 4218 nt
Organism: Acanthochromis polyacanthus (spiny chromis)
Lineage: Eukaryota; Metazoa; Chordata; Actinopteri; Pomacentridae
Gene: b3glctb
Product: beta 3-glucosyltransferase b
Exons: 15
Coding region: 134-1570 (478 amino acids)
Cellular component (GO): membrane
Molecular function (GO): acetylglucosaminyltransferase activity
Source: RefSeq, a predicted model, not a curated record
CUAGAGGUCGCUAAAGCUCCGCACUCACACUCAGUGCAGCCGAGCAGCCAGUUCAGGAAUGUAGCAAACCGACAAUCCGAUUCCUCGGGUUCGCCAUGAAAACACGGUGAAUAAACCAGCAGCCUCGGAAGUCAUGUCACAUUAUAAUGGGGUUAAUGGAUCCAAACUGGUCGCUGCGCUUCUUUGGUUCGCCUUCUCUGCUGCAGACAAACACACAGAUCCGGCACAUGCAGCAGAACACCAGGAGCAAACUGCCCACAGCUCUGUUGGGUUGGAUGAGCUUGUUAUAGUGAUUCAGAGUCAGAGGAACUCCUACCACGCCCGUCGUGGCGGUCAGAAGAAGGUGGAGCUUCUGCAGCAGGCAGCUACCCUUGGGCAGGCAGUUCCUGUUAUUGUUCUCCUCCAUGAGUUGUCAGAGUACGAAGGGGUCUGGAGUAUCCUUCCUGCGCUUCCACUUCUGUCUGCCUCUUAUGGCCAACAAGCAUCCUGGUUUUUCUUCAUAGAGGAGGAAACCGCAGUCACACUGGCUGCUGUGCUGCAGGUCCUCAGCAGAUAUCAAGUCCAAGAGGAAUGGUUUUUGGGUCGACGUCUCCAUGACAACGAGGCCUCCAUUAUCCACCACUAUGCCUUCUCUGAGGACCCCAUUUCGUUUGGUUAUCCUGACCCGGCAGCAGGCUGGGCUCUCAGCGCUCCACUGCUCCACAGACUUGCAGAGCGGCUCCAGCACGACAAUCUCAAGUCAGAUUUUACCAUCGACUUGAAACAUGAGAUUGCAUUGUAUAUUUGGGAGGAAGGAAACGGUCCAAAGCUGACGCCAGUUCCAGAGUUUUGCACAGAACCAAGAGACGACUGUACCACAACGUUUACGACCUACCUCCCCAACUGUGGGGAUCCAGUGUUGAAGAAAGAUGUUUUCGUUGCCGUGAAAACUUGCCAGAAAUUCCACUCGGAGCGAGUGCCAGUGGUGAAGGCAACCUGGGAGAGAGACGCUGGGCUUUUAGAGUAUUACAGCGACGUCUCUGAUGCCUCCAUACCGACUAUCAGCCUGGGAGUUCCCAACACUGAGAGAGGACAUUGCGGGAAGACUUUUGCCAUCUUGAGGCGUUUCCUGAGCCGAAAUUUGCCGAAAGAUGAUUGGCUGCUCAUUGUUGAUGACGAUACUCUUAUCAGUUUACCUCGACUGCGGCGGCUCCUGCGCUGCUAUGACCCGACAGAAGCUGUGAUCCUCGGGGAGAGAUACGGCUACGGCUUGGUCCACAAAGGCUACAGCUACACCACAGGAGGAGCUGGGAUGGUUCUCAGUAGGACGGCUGUGUCCAGGCUGCUCUCCUCUGGUUGCAGCUGCUACAGUGACGAUGCUCCUGAUGACAUGGUGAUCGGCAGGUGCUUCACAUCCCUCGGGGUUCCUAUCACACACAGUCCACUGUUUCACCAGGCCCGACCAGAUGACUACCCUGAGACUCUGAUCUCCCUGCAGCAGGCCAUCUCCUUCCACAAGCACUGGAACAUAAACCCCGUGGCCGUCUACAGAGAGCGGCUGCAAGACACACAGCCACGAGACGAACUGUAGAAACACUGCGGGUAUGUUGUUGACGAGCAGAAUCCAAAUUUGCACAGAAUAACGGCAUCCACUGCUGUCAUCACUGUAGCACCCCAGAAUUUCAGGGAAGUUUUCUACACUGAUUUGGAUAAAUAAAAUACGACUAUGUGUUACAAGAACAGGUCACAGUAAAUUAAGUAUGUCACUCUACAGUAACCUUUAGCCUCAUUUUAUUCAUGCUUUCAGUUUAAUGACCUGUCGUUGAGUCGGAGCUCAAAAAAUCUCCAAACAGCGCACUUGCCAAGUGGGUUUUCAUGUUUUUCUGCCUCCGUUAGAUGUGAAACUGACCCUACAACUGUUUUAGUCAUGGACAUGUUGUUUAUUUUAACAAGUAUUUCGUCGUAAAUCAAAGUAUUUCGAUAAAAUGGAAUUUUCAACUGAUGAGCAAUGAGAGAUUAAGGAAUCUCAUGAUGACCAGUCAUUAUUCUGGUCAGCAUUGUCCAACAACUGUCCAGAUAUUUUAGUCUUGAUCAAAUUAUUUGAUUGUCCAUUUCUGGACUCACCAAAAACUGUACAGACUUUCAUUUAAUCACUGCUUAAAGCUGCACUGUUUGCUGCUUAGAUUGCCAGAGUCCGCCUCUGUCACUACCUCACAGAUUUCUAGUUUAACAAAACCAUGAGCCAAGAUGUUUAAUUUAUCCAGAAAUGUAUUUGUGCUAAUGGCAAGUUGUCCACGACCUGGAUAAUUAAGAGUCAUAUGAAGAAGAUUAAACAUGUGAAUGAUCGGUGCAGAGACACGGAGCAUUAGAUGUUAUUUAUUUAGGCAGGUAAGGACAUGAGAGGGGCAAACAAAACAAUACAAAAUGAAGCAACAGAUAAAACGAUACUCUUAACAAUGCAAUUAUUGCAAAAAAUGCAGCUAAAAGACAGAUAAUACAGGAGCCCUGAAUGUACAAUAGCUUUGAUUUCUGAUCCUUCAAUUUAAGGUUUUAACUGACAUCUACCAAACAAGUAAAAAUACCAGCACCAACAUGUUCCGAUUGUUUUUCUACAUUGUGUAGUGAGUGCAUGUCUUUCUUGUGGAGAUAAGAUUGAUGCUCGUCUCAUAUCUGUAUGAUAAAUAAAAGCUAAAGAUGUUGACUGUCAUCUUACUGUAGCACAGAAAGAAAAGAAAUAAGAGCUGUUAAUAAGUACACAAUCAGAAGUCUAAGAUCCAAUUGGCUCUUUACUUCAUAUUGAACAUAGUGACAUCUACAGGGUAUUAAAAAGCAUUAAUAGCCAUUAAGUUGAUUUUGUUAAAAAUACAGCCAUGGCCAUAAGUUUGGACCAACCAAAAUGAAAUAUAUUUCAUUUUGGUUGAUGGCUGUGACUGGUAUUUAUAUUGUAAGUGACAAUUUUGUGGUAUUUUCUAAGAUUCACAAGCGUCAUGGUACUUGUGUCCAAACUUAUGGCCAUGGCUGUAAGGCCUUAAAUGGCAUUAAAAAUAAUUAAAUUUGAUUCUCAGUGGCAUUAAAAAUUCUUUAUGUAGUUUUCAAGAAAAAUAUUUGAUAAUAGUAAUAUAAUAAUAUGUACCGGUAAUUAUAGACUGCGAUUUGUCAGAUAUGUACAUUUGCGUAAACAUGCUGAAGCUUUGUGAUAAUUGUUCUGGCCGAUCGGGUACAAUUACCAAAAACAGUGUGUUUGGAAAGUGGCCAGCAGGCUGGACCAGGUGGAUAGCUGGGAAAUGGGGAAAUGCAAAUUCCAGCAAAAAAAUGGUUGAAAACAUGGAAUUCAGAGAAUGACUGGUCAGGGGUGGUUUCCAGAUUCAGAAAUAGUGAAAUGAAGGGACAGUUUCCAUAUAAAAAUCAUCUUUCAAAAAAACAAACCCAUGUAAUUUGUUGAGUUCACGGUCAUGGCAUUAAAAUUUUUACAGUAUAUCAUUUAAAUGCCAUUAUAAAAGAUUAAAUUUGAGUGGCUGAUUUCUGCAGAAACCCCGAUCUAACUCAACAACCUUCCAUCCACCGCCUCCUCUUCCUCUGUAGGGAUACUGAGUUAAUCCCAAGCCAGCCAAGAGAGAUCAGCAUCCAUAAAUAUAUAUAUAUUUUUGUAAGACUUUAUUGUCCCUGUGGGGAAAUUCUUGUCCACAGCAGCAUUCCACUUGGUUUACAUUGACAGGACAGUACAAAAACACUAUUCAACGUGUAAGUGUCCUUUUCACUCUGGCCAGAUCGCCUUUUGUUAAGGGUUGCUAUAACAGAUGGGAUCAGGCUUCUCAGUGUUCUGUAUCUAUGUCCUGAGGGAAGGGGGGUGAGGUGUGUGUUCAGCGGGUGUGUUAUGUCCUGUUGUCUUAUGUUUGUGAUUUGGGUAAUGUAACUGAAUUCAUCUUGAAAAGUUGUGCACACAUAUUUUGAUGAGUUUUCUUUUUCCUUGUUUACCACAUGCUAUUUUGUGAAUGAGUCUCUAAUGGAAGAACAUUUUAGCAUAAUUUUAUUUGUGUAAAUGUGAGUCAGCCGUGUGUGUGUGUGUGUGUGUGUGUGUGUGUGUGUGUGUGUGUGUGUGUGUGUGUGUGUGUGUGUGUGUGUGUGUGUGUGUGCGUUUGAGUAAUUAGGGCCACAGCUGAAUUAAAACACUGUUCAGCAGCUGUUUUUGUGAAAAACACUUAUUUUCCUGAAUUAAAGAAGACUUUCAUGUAAAAUUCA